AUGUUUUACAAUGUUUUCCACUCAUUUUUUUGUGAAAUUUUUGAAAAAAAACUUUCACAGUUGCAGAUGCUAGCCGAUCCGGAGCGUCACGACAUCAGCAAAUUGCACACAGUCGCGAAACGCAUCGGUCAUAAUUUGAACGGAAGUAAAAGGGAUAAAGAGAAAGUCCGGCAAGCUGUUGAAAUGGUGGGAGCGGCCAAAAUUUUCAAUUCCGGCAAUUUGCCGAUUUGUUGGAAAUUUCAAUUCCGGCAAUUUGCCGAUUUGCCGGAAAAUUCAAUUCCAGCAAUUUGCCGAUUUGCCGGAAAAAAUCGUUUGCCGCCCACCUCUAAUUUUCAUAAUAUUUUAGAAAACGUUUCAUCUAAUAUUGCCAAAAAUUGA
This is a messenger RNA of Caenorhabditis elegans, 378 nucleotides long. RefSeq lists its product as uncharacterized. Bases 1 to 378 code for a protein of 125 amino acids. The transcript has 2 exons. The record is from RefSeq and is marked reviewed. Lineage: Eukaryota; Metazoa; Nematoda; Chromadorea; Rhabditida; Rhabditidae.